Molecule: messenger RNA, 2669 nt
Organism: Raphanus sativus (radish)
Lineage: Eukaryota; Viridiplantae; Streptophyta; Magnoliopsida; Brassicales; Brassicaceae
Exons: 4
Coding region: 942-2288 (448 amino acids)
Source: RefSeq, a predicted model, not a curated record
UUCUUGGUUGGGGUGGGACUUUAUAGAGAGAGAGUCUUCUUCUUGUUCAAGAACAGACCCAUAUAUACAAAUAAUACCCGUGAUUUUUUUCUUUUAAAAAGAGAGAACAUUACAGAUAUAUACAGAAAGAGAAGGUAUAUAUAUAUACACAUACCCAUAUGCUAACACAUGGAGAUUUAUAGAGAGAGAGAGGAGAGAUGUUUCUCACUUUCUUCGUUGUAUUUCAUCUUCUCUCUCUCUUCUUCUGAGAUCUUUUAAUCGCUCUCUGCUGUCUUGUGUAUAUGAUUUUCAAAUUAAUUCAAAUAAAAAUUAAAACAGUUUCAAAGACAGAACACCGUUGAUUUUUGUAUUUUCCGACAAGAUGAAAAACCUCUAUUUCUAAAAGUGAAGUUUUGUGUGUUUUGUCUGAAAAUUUUGAUCCGCUCUGCUAAUUUAAAGUCUUUUGCUAUCUGGGUUUCCUUAAAGGUUUCACCUUUCUUACUUUUUCACCUGCGCCAAUUGCACUUGGCAAUCGUCAAGGCUGCUGAUUUUUGGUCCGAUUGGUUUUAUUUGCUUAGGGUUUGAUUGGAUCGCAACCCUAAUUUUUGGCCUUUUUUAACUAAUUAGGAUCGUCUGAUCGAAAGUGUUUCUAUCUGAUUUGGGUGGAAUUGGGUUUCUUCUUCACAUUGAAUAAAGAGAGGCCAACUUUGUUGGCGGCUCUGCUGAUAAAAGGUUAACGAGGAAUCUCCCUCGCGGUUCCACGGUGGUCACUUUCGAGUUAGGAUUUGGAAGUGGUUUUAUUAGAAAGUUUUGGAGCUUUUCUAAGUGGUUUUUAUCUGAUAUGGUGGGCUGGAUCGUAGUCUCUGAUCUGGUCAGGUGCUGGGAUAAAGGAUCUAGAAAGUAAAGAAAAAAAGUGGUUGAAAGUAUACCACUUUACGGAACACUUGAGGGAGAAGUGUGUCAUGUCUCGUUGCUUCCCAUUUCCACCUCCAGGAUAUGAGAAGAAGAUUAGAACCGAUGAAGCAGACUCUUUAAUAAAGGAAAAGCAAAAGAAAGAAAAGAAGCACAAAAAGGAGAAGAAGGAUAAAGAAAAGAAAGAAGGAAAAGACACAAGCAAAGACAAACAUAAGGAACGGAAGGAGAAAAAAGACAGACAUAAAGAUAGGAAAGACAAAGACCGGAAUAAAGAAAAGAGCACAACUUCGGAGGGCAAAAAAGCUGUUGGUGUUCUACCUAACACAGGGGACAGAGAGAAGCUUGUUGUAUCAAACACCUUGCAUAGCAAUGGUAAUGGAGAGUCUAAGUUUAUACAAGACCUGGCAAGAAGGCUUAGAGAUGAAGAAGAAGCUACAGAGAGUCAAAGUGUGGGAAAGAUCAGGAAUGAUGAUGAUGAAAGAAGAAUCAACAGCACCCGUAGCAGCUUUGCAAUGGAGAAAAGGCCUGAAAAUGCGGUUCAACUAUCAUCUUGCACUGUUAAACCAUUGGAGAAGAAAGAUCAGGCAAAGAAAAUGGAACUAGAAGAGAAUAAUCGACGUAGGGAAAGAGUGAGUAUGGCUGCUGAUAUGCCACUGGAUAGUGAAGGGAUAAAGAAAAGUGAACCGAAGUACACAACACAUAGAAGUAGUAAAGGGGAGGAAACAGAGGCUGGUCAGGGCAAACCAAGAGAUGUAGAGGAAGGGAGCAAAUUAAAAGAGAGAGAUGUAGAUACUAGGAACUUUAGAGUGCAACAAAACCUUUCAAGGGAGAGCGUCAAAAAUCUUACUUCAGUGGGAGUUCUUGGCAAACGGAAAGAUCUUGACACAAAUGGAUUCUUGUAUGAGAAUGGAUCUAGGCCAAAGAAGAUACAGAGGCCAGUUGCUUCUCCAGUAUCAACCGUGGAAAACGGAAGAAAGUUGGAAGGAUGCCAAACUCCUCUAAAACCUGUUACUGAGUUGCAAGAAGCAAUGCGUAAUCCAGAGGCCAAGGAGCAUAGAGUUAACGGUUUCAUCAAGUCUCAAGACCCCAAAAGCCAUCCAAAGAUAACUUCUGUGAAAGCGAAGGAAAACGGUGAAGCAUCAGCGAAAAAGCGACCUCACUCUGACUUAAAGUAUUUGGAUCAGAUACUGAAUGUACCAGAAAAGGAGGAAUUGCAUGAGGUUGAUGAAAGUGAAGAGCAAGAGUGGCUUUUUGGUCAGACUGGUGUGAAAUUGUCAAAGAAGCCAAAAACAGAUUCUACUUCUUCAUUGGAUGAGUCUCUGCAAGUCUGGAACAAGGCUCUUAGUAUAGACUCUGCUGACAUUGUAGCUCUUCCUUAUGUUGUUCCAUUCUAGUUUGACGAAAUUAUGAUGUUCACUCACUUCAACCAAGGAGAAAGUUCCUCAGAUCGCAUUGGACUGGCGUCUGCUCGGUGCAGAUGAAAGGUAGAUGCUGAGGUAUGAUUGGUUUGGCUUCAUGAGAAGAGAAAGCUUCCGUGCUAAAACAAGUUCAUCCGUGAUCCUUGGAAAUGAGAUUUGAGACAUUUGAUUCAGUUUUGGUUCUGCUGUGUUAAUCAUCAGUUGAUGGGAUUAGCAAUUGAAGUUGUAUAUUAGAGAGGAUAUAGCAAAACAGAGGAGAGAUCUUCCACUAAUACAUUACAUUUUGUAGACUUUGUUUCCCCUUUUUGUGGGAGUCAAAAACUAUUAUUCUUGGAAUGCAAACAAUUCUUCAUCUCA